CUUCCUUAACAAUGGAGAAUUACUCAUACUGCAACUAACACCCCAACUCGCCACUCUAACUCAGCUCAACUUGACUCGGUCUAACCCCGCCCUAACUCAGCUCCAGCAAAAAUUUUUUUUUUCCAACUUCGCCGGAACCCCCCCGACUCAACGAUCUCUUGCUAACCCGAUCCAACACCUACGCCACGCCCCCAACCGGGUCGUUUUUUUGGCCCGAAUUAUGAACCCGUCCUUAUUCAAUUUUGACCAUACUCCUUUCAGAUCUAAUUAGAACAACCCAUUAAUUGGAAUCAAAUAAUUUUUUGUAAUUCGUAAAUUUUUUUUUUUGCUUUUGUGGGAUUUAUUAUUCUCAAUGGCAACGAGAAAUAGGACGAUUUUGUUUAGAAAAUAUAGGGAUGCAUUAAAGAGCGUUAGAAUUCCGGCCGGUGGUGGCUCCUUGCCGUCGCCCUCGUCGAGCUCCUCCGGCGGUGGCCCCGUGAUCGAGUUGUCUACGACGUCGUUGCUCCACCCCAAUCGGGCUUAUACUCCCCUCAGCACUGAAGAUCCUGGAACCUCUAGUAGAGGUGCAGUAACGGUUGGUCUGCCACCAGCUUGGGUAGAUGUUUCAGAAGAGAUUGCAGCAAAUGUGCAACGUGUUCGAGCAAAAAUGGCAGAGCUAGCCAAGGCUCAUGCAAAGGCUUUAAUGCCCUCAUUUGGGGAUGGCAAAGAAGAUCAACGCAGGAUUGAGUCUCUUACCCAAGAAAUAACUGAUCUUUUAAGAAAGUCAGAAAAGAAGUUACAGAGACUCUCUCAAGGUGGGCCUUCUGAGGAUUCAAAUGUUCGAAAAAAUGUGCAGAGGUCUCUUGCUACUGACCUUCAGAGUCUGUCAGUGGAACUACGUAAGAAACAAUCAACAUAUUUGAAGCGAUUGCAACAGCAGAAAGAGGGUCCUGAUGGAGUUGACUUGGAAAUGAACUUGAAUGGAAGCCAUUCCAAACAGUUUGAAGAUGAUUUUGAUGACCUGGGAUUUAAUGAACAUCAAAUGGCCAGAUUAAAGAAAAGUGAGGCUUUCACAGCAGAGAGGGAGAGAGAAAUUCAACAGGUUGUGGAAUCAGUUAAUGAACUUGCCCAAAUAAUGAAGGAUCUGUCGGUCCUCGUGAUUGACCAGGGUACAAUUGUUGAUAGGAUAGACUACAAUAUCCAAAAUGUCGCUGCAUCAGUUGAGGAGGGCCUUAAACAGUUGCAGAAGGCCGAGAGAACACAAAAACAAGGGGGGAUGGUUAUGUGCGCCACUGUACUUGUCAUCAUGUGUUUUAUCAUGCUAGUCCUCCUGAUUCUGAAGACGAUAUUACAUAUUUGAUGCAUGAAGAUACAGUUACACCCUCUACCAUUUUUGGAACCCUCCCCUGCACUUACAGUGGAAGCAUAUUGCUCGACUUCUGGGAUUUUUGGCUGAUUUCGGUUUCUACACUGCUUUAUUUUUUUUCUAAUGUUUUGUUUUCCUAGGCCUGAGGGAGAGGAUGGUAUUCUUAAAAGGUUUCUAUAGACAGCUCCAGGGACACUGUAUAGAGGCAUUUGGUGUUAUUCAGCAACGGUAGAUUGGAAAAGAAAACUUACACUUAAUUUUUUUCCCUGGGAGAAUUUUGUAGCAUUAUUCAGUAAUGCUCAUCUUUUGGGAUGAGGUAACAUAAGUUGUCUGUAUCUAUAAAUUGUUGAAAUGCAAAAUGAAGAAAAUCGUUUUUGCAUU
Molecule: messenger RNA, 1726 nt
Organism: Coffea eugenioides
Lineage: Eukaryota; Viridiplantae; Streptophyta; Magnoliopsida; Gentianales; Rubiaceae
Product: syntaxin-41-like
Exons: 8
Coding region: 353-1339 (328 amino acids)
Biological process (GO): vesicle fusion; intracellular protein transport; vesicle-mediated transport
Cellular component (GO): membrane; endomembrane system; SNARE complex
Molecular function (GO): SNAP receptor activity; SNARE binding
Source: RefSeq, a predicted model, not a curated record